AUGGAAACAUACGAGAGAAGUACAAGUAAUCAUACAGCUCGCCCCGGCAGACGACGUGCCUCUCUAGCAUGCGACACCUGCCGACGACAGAAGGAAAAAUGCGAAGGCGGGCCUCCAUGCUGGAGAUGCCAACGACUGGGCCGACCGUGUACAGUCCGCGGUAGUGUCCUGUCAAGGAGAUAUUCCGCUGGUGUUCACAGCCAGGAGAACACGUCGCGAGUAGAGGGCUUGGAACGGAUCGUGCGCCACUUCCUGGGAAACGUGUCGCUGGACGAGGAAAAUGUCGGUCGCAUUGUCGCGAGACUUGGAGGGGCUUCACAAGGGGAUGCGCCGAACGUGGACGAGCCGUUCGAUGUGCAGUUUGUGUCGAGGGAUAUCGCGCACUACUCGGGGGAGUUUUCGCACUGGAAUUUCUCGCAGAAGCUGAGACGGAAGAUCGGCCAGAUCGAGAGGUUCAGGGUCAAGGAGUACUGGCGCCCAACGCAGCUCCAGUCCUCCAUCCACCUCGUCUCCCAAGCAAUGAACCACCUGCCUCCGCGACCAAUCACCGAGUUCCUCAUUAGCAUGUUCUUCAAAUAUGCCGCCGUGAACGUCUUCUACAUGGAGCGAUCCUGGAUCCAGGAGCGGGUUGAGCGCUGCUAUGCCGCAUCGACAGAAUACACCCUGAGCGAUAUCCCCUGGGUAUGCUCGCUCUUUGCGGUCCUCGCAGUCGGAACACAAGUCGCGCAUAUGGAAGAGGGUCAAGAGGAUAAUGAAGACCUGAAUCUGUGCUCAGAGGACUCGGUUGGGCUCUCGUUGUACCAUAUCGCAUGCCGCCUGGUGCCUGAUGUGCUCCUGGUCGCGUCCCACGAGAGCGUACAGGCUUUUCUCCUGCUUGCACUCUACGCACUGCCCCUGUCUACCGGGGGCCUGUCUUACUCGUAUCUGGGGAUUGCAGUCAAGAUGGCUAUCCAGAAUGGAAUGCAUCGGAAAUACGUAGGCGAGUGCGAUCCCAGGAUUAUUGAAACGCGGAAUCGAGUCUUUUGGACCGCAUGCACGUUGGAUAAGAGAAUAAGUAUCUUCCAUGGCCGCCCAGAAUCCAUAGCAAAGUCAGAUAUCAGCACCGAUCUCCCAUCCGAUGCGCCGUCCUUUUCGUCGCCCAACUACGUUAAUAUGAUGGCCUAUAUCAAGCUGAGCUCGUGGUUGGGAGAAGUAUCAGAGACACUUACUCUGCUUCGAAACUGCCCGAAGCGCUUCAUAUCCGAGUACCUCGACCGUCUUAUCGAACUCCGAACACAUCUAGGGCAGUGGUGGGAUUCGCUCCCUUCGACCAUCGAAUGUCGUGAUACGACGCCAGAAAGUCCGUUGUUCCGCCAGAAUUCACACCUGAAGAUGACAUACCUGCUGAUCUAUGUCUACAUGGGCCGCCCAUUCAUGUUCGCCAGCGACUGGACAGACUCUCCGGUAGAAGAGCAUGUAGACAGUGACCCUAGAGUAGUUCUAGUCCAGGGCUGCGUGAAAAGCGCCCUCGAGAUUCUGGAUACUCUCCAGUGCUUAUCAACCAAUACAGGUCUCUGUCGGGCGUCCUAUACAGAGUUCAGCUCGUGUCGCGCUGCACUCCUCGUCAUACUCGCAGAACGACUCAACUCGCGCAAGCUGCACCGCUUCCAGGACGAGCUGAGCAGGGGAAUGACCAUGAUCCGGCGCAUGACGGGGGGUAGCUCCUCAGAGUCUGAGAUCUCCUAUCUCCAGUCACUGGAUGCCGCGAUUCGGCAGUCCUCUCUAGCUGUGAACGAGGCUGGGCGUAAUGGACAUACUCCCCAGAAUGAGCCCUCUGCGUACACUCAAUUCAAACACUGGACCAAUGCCAUGAAGCAGGAUACCUACCCGGGGGGCAUAACAGACCUAGAACUGUCAUCAUUCAGCCCGCUGUCAUUCCUAAACUCGGAACCUCGACUCGGAGAGGGAAGCGAGGUGCAGGAAUUGCUUAAUACAUGGCCGAGUGAUGGCUUUGCAUUGGACCCUAAUGUCUUUUCUCCCCUUCAGACUGGAUGA
Messenger RNA from Aspergillus puulaauensis, 2034 nucleotides. Its product is annotated as Zn(II)2Cys6 transcription factor. The record is from RefSeq and is a predicted model, not a curated record. The transcript is spliced from 6 exons. Lineage: Eukaryota; Fungi; Ascomycota; Eurotiomycetes; Eurotiales; Aspergillaceae. The coding region runs from base 1 to 2034 and encodes 677 amino acids. Gene Ontology annotation, biological process: regulation of DNA-templated transcription; DNA-templated transcription. Gene Ontology annotation, molecular function: DNA binding; zinc ion binding; DNA-binding transcription factor activity, RNA polymerase II-specific.